Lodderomyces jiufengensis is the source of this 834-nucleotide messenger RNA. RefSeq lists its product as uncharacterized. The coding region runs from base 1 to 834 and encodes 277 amino acids. Gene Ontology annotation, cellular component: endoplasmic reticulum; fungal-type vacuole. Gene Ontology annotation, biological process: protein peptidyl-prolyl isomerization; protein folding. The record is from RefSeq and is a predicted model, not a curated record. Gene Ontology annotation, molecular function: peptidyl-prolyl cis-trans isomerase activity. NCBI's taxonomy places the organism in Eukaryota, Fungi, Ascomycota, Pichiomycetes, Serinales, Debaryomycetaceae. The transcript has a single exon.
AUGAUAAUUUCAGUAAUACUAUUAUUUUUUGGGUUAGUUAUCUCCCUGACCAUACCAGAAACUUCAUUUACACUUUCAAAACAAGAACAAAAAUAUGUAGAAGGUGAUCCCAAAAUAACUCAUAAAAUAAUUUUUUCAAUAUCACAAGGAAAUGAUCAAUCAACAACCAAAUAUUUGGGUAAAUUAACUUUGGGAUUAUUUGGAGAAACUGUUCCUUCAACAGUUGAAAAUUUUUAUCAAUUAUCUGCUAUGACUCAAGGUUAUGGUUAUAAAGAUUGUAAAUUUCAUAGAAUAAUUAAUAAUUUUAUGAUACAGGGUGGUGAUUAUGCUGAAGGUCCAAGUAAACUGAUAUAUGGUGAUAACUUCAAUGAUGAAAAUUUUAUAUUAAAACAUGAUAAAAUAGGUAGAUUAUCAAUGGCUAACGCUGGUCCAAACACAAACGGAGCUCAAUUCUUUAUAACAAAUGUAGAAUCAUUACCACAUUUAGAUGGUAAACAUGUUGUAUUUGGACAAUUGAUAGAUGGAUUUGAUACAUUAAUUAAAAUUAGUACAGUUGAAGUAGAAUCAUCAAAUGCUAAACCAUUGGAAGCAGUAUUUAUAAGUGAUAUACAAACAUCAGUUUUUGAUAAAGAUUUACAAGAAGCUGAAGAAAAAGCAGAUAAAUUAAAACCUGAACAAAAACUAUCAGUAGUUGAUGAAGAAAUUAAACAAUCAAGUUCAAUUUAUCCUUUAUUUUUUAUUAUUUUGUUGGUGGGUGCUUUUGUUGGGAUUUAUUUUAAAAAAUUUCAUAGAAGAGAAACAAUAACUGAUAUUAGAAGUAAUAGGAAGUUUUAA